AUGGAAAUUGUCGAAAAAUACAACUUUAUUGCUUACGAAGAAGAAAAAUCACAAUAUAUCAAAGUAUACACUAAGGAUUACAAUGAUUUACACAGUGUUGAUGACUCAAUUGAAGCAUUCGAAGGCCUUGUAAUUCCAUAUGAACAUUACAUCACAACAACCACACGAUUUGGAACCGAAACAGGUAUCCACACAGGAAUAUGGAUAGAUUACAGUCCAUCUAACUACAAAUUAGUUCCAAUCAAAGAAAGAAUCACAACAACAACAGUUGAACUUGAAAUAAACUACGAAGAACUAUGUGUUACACCAUUUAAUGCCGAAAUUCCUAACAUUAGAGUCAUGAUUUACGAUUUUUUCCUUGAUAAGAAUGAAAAACAAAUAAAUGCAACAGCAAUCAUCAAAGAAGGAAACAAAGAGAUCUGCAAACCAUCAUUUAUAGUGAAUAAACCAGAACCAGACCUUCAAAACUGUUACUUUUUUGAAAAUUCAGAAGAAUUAAUGAAAUCUUUCUCCAAAUUCAUAGAUGACACUGAUCCAGACAUAAUUAUAUCAUUUGGAAAGCGAUAUCUAUCAUUAUUCAAGACUUCUUCCGGAAGAUCUGUUAAUAAAUCUCUGAAUAUCGUUGGACGUGAGUUUUUAUCAUUCAUUCAAUACCCAGAGUUCAUAAAACAAAGGUCUUCAAACACUUUGGAAGGUUACUGCCACGAAAUACUCAACAAAGAAAUUCCAACCUUAAAAAAUCCAACUUUUUCACAAAAUCUGCCAUGUAAACUAGUUUACAACGUUUGUCAGAAACGGUUAGACGGUUUGAUUGAAUUAAUUGAUCAUUACAAGUUUGUUGAGUCCACAGUGCAGAUGUCUAGCAUCACAUUUGUUAGUUUGUAUCAAAGUUCGUUUAGAAUAACAACUCAAAUGGUUUUGUCAAAAAUUUUGGAAAAGUGUCACACCCGUAACUUUGUAAUCAAUUCCAAUGAUGACAGCCAUAGCAGUGGAUUAAGAGGAGGCAGUGUUAUUGAGCCGGAACAUAAAUACUACAAAAAUAGUUUCACUUCAUUUUUUGACUUCCAAUCUCUUUAUCCUUCAUUGAUUAUAGCGAAAAACAUAUGUUUCUCAACAUGUCUGCCAAAGAGUGACGAUUUGGCUGCAAAUAAAAUGUAUUAUAGAAGUAAUUAUUUGUUGAAACACGGAAAAGAUGUUGAUUCUGAUGAAAUAGUACAAAAUAUUCAGAAAGAAUUGGAUUUGUUCAACAAAAAUGAUUCAGAAAUUUCCAAUUCUUUUGAUAACAAUAAUUCAAUUGAAAAUCAAAUGAAAAGUGACAAUUUACGAAAAAGUGACACAAGUCAAAAUUACAAUUCAACAAAAAUUGAUGAAAAUAGAAGUAAUGAUUUAUUGAAAAGUGACAAUUUACCAAAAAGUGACAAUUUGACAAAUCAAAUUUUAGCUGAUGAAAAUAAAAGUGAAAUUAAUCAAACUAUUAAUAAAAUAAUAGUUGAUGAAAAUAAAACUGACAGUUUGAUAAAAAGUGACAAUUUGACAAAUCAAAGCAAAAUUUUGAAUAAAAGUAGCAAUUUGGAUGAAAUUGAAGUUCAUCAGAUUGAAGGAUCAGAAAAGGAUGAAAUUCCAUUUUUGAAGUUUGUUUCAAAAGAAAAGAGAGAAGGAAUAUUACCAGAGAUUUUGAAAGAUUUGUUGAAAUCAAGGGAAGAAGUCAAAAGUCAAAUCGAAGAACUGAGGAAAGAGAACAAACUCAAAGAGAUAGAAGUGCUUGAUUGCAGACAACAAGCAAUCAAAAUUGUCUGUAACUCUGUUUAUGGAUUUACUUCGUUCCAAACAUUUGGAAUUGACCAAAUUUCAGCUGAAAUUACUAGACAAGGAAGAGUUUAUCAUUACAUGGCAAUGCAGUUCUUGCAGACAAAGAAUUACAAUGUAAUCUAUGGUGAUACUGAUUCUUUGUUUGUAAAUUUCGGUUCUGACGAUUAUUCGACAGUUUAUCAGAAAAGUUUACAAAUUUGUGAGGAAAUGAACGAAAAAAUUUUCGAAAAUCCUGUUAAAAUUAGGCUUGAAAAGAUCUACAAGAACUUCAUUAUCUUUUCAAAGAAACAUUACGCAGGAAUAAGAAUGGAUUUGCAGCCAAAUGAAAUUGAUAUAAAAGGAAUUGAAACAGAAAAAAGUGACAGUUGUGAAUUUCUGAAAGAUUUAAUUUUCCGGAGUUUAUCAAUUAUUUUACAGAAAACUUUUGAUGAUGGUGUUAAUUUUGUCAAAGAAAUGAUGACAAAAAUGUAUAAUGGAAUGAUUCCUUUGAGUGAUUUCAUUAUACAGAAACAACUCGGCCAAAAUAUUAAUGAAUACAGAACUAAAACAGUUCAGUGCGAAGUUGCCAAGAAAAUGAUAGAAAGAGAUAGGAAAAUUUUACUUGGAAAAGGUGAUAAAAUAAGAUUUUUGGUUUACAAAGGAAAGAAAUUAACUGAUCCUUUGUAUUCAAGAGCUGAUGAACCUGUUUAUGUUGUUAGUUGCUUAAAAGAAAUAGAUUAUAACUACUACGUCACAAAGUUGAUUAUUCCUACUCUUGAAAGAAUUUUUAUGGUGAUCAACGUUGAAAAAACUGAAAAAAUGAUUAAUUUUUUGAAAGAAUUUAAUAAGAAAAAUAGAAAAACUGGCAUCAAAAAGGCUGAUAAAAGUCUCAAAAACGAAUAUUUGUCUAAAUGUGAACAGUGCAGGAAUUGUAGAUUUGAUGAUAUAGAAUGCAUAUCCAUAGACUGCGAUAUCUGUUUGCAGUUGACAAAACUUAGAUACGAACCAUGA
This is a messenger RNA of Trichomonas vaginalis G3, 2799 nucleotides long. Its product is annotated as DNA polymerase zeta catalytic subunit family. Gene Ontology annotation, molecular function: DNA-directed DNA polymerase activity; DNA binding; nucleotide binding. Bases 1 to 2799 code for a protein of 932 amino acids. The transcript has a single exon. Gene Ontology annotation, cellular component: zeta DNA polymerase complex; nucleus. Gene Ontology annotation, biological process: error-prone translesion synthesis; double-strand break repair via homologous recombination. Lineage: Eukaryota; Parabasalia; Trichomonadida; Trichomonadidae. The record is from RefSeq and is a predicted model, not a curated record.